GCUUCAAUAUCCCGCGGAUAUCCUCAUUUGUAUUGGUCAUAAAUGCUAUGAAUCACGAAUGGUUGAUAUUUGAAAACUAACCUUUACAGACGUAUUUCUAGAAAAGAAAUAGAUAAGAUACAUAACAUAUGUCAAGAGUAGACAAGUACCCUUAUUCAUAAACUUCUUACGUAUCCUUCCUACGUAUUUUUUUUACGUGUCUUAUAGAGAGACCAAUUCCAUACAACACAGAACAAACCUAACCAACGAAAUCAUUUUCAAACUUAUUUUUAUUAAUAUGAUAGAUCCUUUGAUGUAUAUGUUGAAAGAUCCAGAGGGUGAUUUUAAUUUUGCAAAUUUUCGUGCAAUGUGUUCAUUAGUUUUUAAGGAUGAUGAUAUUCGAAAAGAUGAAUGGAGGAUUCGAGAGAUUUUCGACUUAUUUGAUUUAGAUAAAGACGGCGUGUUGAAGGAAGAAGAAUUAACGAGAUUUGGUGAAUGGACAAGAAAAUUAAGCAUGCCUAAAACCGCUUUUUUAAUAGUAGACGUUCAAAAUGAUUUUAUUGAUGGAUCUUUGUCUCUUCGUAUUUGCGAAGCCAAACAGGAUGGAGCUGAUGUGGUGGAACCAAUUAAUAAUUUGUUGAAAAAUGGAUCUUUCAAUAAAAUUAUUUACUCGUUAGAUUGGCAUCCGGAAAAUCAUAUCAGCUUUUAUGAAAACUUACAUUUACGGGAAUUAUGUCCUAAUUCAAAGGUGAAAAAAGAAGAUGCUAAGUUAUUUGAUACAGUCAUAUUUGCGGAUCCUUAUCUGGAACAGAUUCUUUGGCCUAAACAUUGUGUGAUGAACACAUGGGGAGCAGAAUUACACAAAGAUCUUGUGAUUGCACCAGGUUCCAUACAGAUACGUAAGGGUCAAAACCCGGAUAUGGAAGCUUAUUCCGUAUUUUUCGAUAAUAAUUUUAAGGGAUCAAUGGAAUUGCACACAAUUUUAAAAAAAGAGGGUGUGGACUAUGUUUUCGUAUGUGGUCUCGCUUACGACAUUUGUGUAAAAGCCACAUGUUUAGACGGUCUUCGGUUAGGGUAUGCGAUAGCUAUAGUCGACGACUGUUGUCGUGGUGUUGCAGAACCUGAUACUGAAGAGACUAAAAAAUUAAUUCUUGAGAAUGGUGGUCUGAUUACUAACAGUAACGACGUUAUUGCAAUGACAAAUGAAGGAAAAAAGAAUCUCGUCUUGGCCCACAAAAUUGCAAAGUCUAUGACUUUAAUUGGAAAUUCUGCGGAACCGGAAAGAUAAUAUUUUAUAAUUGACCGAGGAAAGCACAGGCUGUUUCGGAAACAAGGAAAUGUUGUUUCAUACGAGAUUGAUUAAUCAUUCCUAAUUUAUUGUACUUACAUAAUUUGCAUUAUUUAUAAUAUUAUUUGAACUUAAUGUACCAAUGUACAAAGAGAAACGGUGGAUGGUUAUAAAAAUGUAUGUACUUAAGAUAUGUAUUACGUCCAGUGGCAUUUGUAUUUUACCGUUAGGGCUCUUAAUUGUUAUAAAAUAUAUUCAAGUCGAGACGGUUGUUGUUCUUCUUUGACUUCUAUGGUUAUUUAUUUUGGUCUUCAUGGUUAUUGUUUCAUCAUGUAAAAUAUGGGAAUGUCGGACUUUCCCAUGUUCAAUGGUUAUUUCCACUUGUAAGCGAUCAGUGGUGGGGCAACCAACACCCAGCAAUAGUUUUCCUCUGUGACAGCAUCGUCACCGAACUUCAUUGGUUUAUCUGCUCUAGAUCAGUCAACUGUGGACUGGUUUUUCGUCUGUUGAUCAGUCGAUGAUCAGACUGGUUUUUGUUCAAUGAUCAGUCAUCAGUUGUAACUUACUAUUUACACGUCUAUGAGAAUACGUCUGUACGCAAAUUGCAUAAUUAUUUAUAUCUACAAAGUUGUUGGAAUAAAGUAUAUAUUAUAAUCUGUUA
Messenger RNA from Bombus terrestris (buff-tailed bumblebee), 1928 nucleotides. RefSeq names its product nicotinamidase. The transcript is spliced from 5 exons. The record is from RefSeq and is a predicted model, not a curated record. Gene Ontology annotation, molecular function: calcium ion binding. Bases 278 to 1267 code for a protein of 329 amino acids. Lineage: Eukaryota; Metazoa; Arthropoda; Insecta; Hymenoptera; Apidae.